Erigeron canadensis is the source of this 1637-nucleotide messenger RNA. RefSeq names its product E3 ubiquitin-protein ligase AIRP2-like. The record is from RefSeq and is a predicted model, not a curated record. Gene Ontology annotation, biological process: protein ubiquitination. The transcript has 5 exons. Bases 259 to 1029 code for a protein of 256 amino acids. Lineage: Eukaryota; Viridiplantae; Streptophyta; Magnoliopsida; Asterales; Asteraceae. Gene Ontology annotation, molecular function: ubiquitin protein ligase activity.
AUUGUCCAACUUAAAGCCGCCCCAUAUCAAGCAACCCACCAUAGGAUAAGAUUAAAAGCCCCAACCCUUCCUUUGCCUUUUCUUCCAAGCUUUUCAUUUCUUAUUAUUUAAGAGUUUUUAUUUUUUCCAGAUAUAAUCUUUGAAGGGUUUGUUUCAUUUUGUGUUAAGAAUCAAAGGAAAUAAUACCCACAAAAUAAAGUUUAAUUCUUGACUAUUUAUUUUUUCAAAAUCAAGAAAAUAAAGAAAAUCUUGAAGAAUAUGGAUAUGAUGAUGUAUUACCCACUUGGGAGGUCUUCUUAUGAAGAUUCUUUGAAGGUUAUUGAAGCUGAUAUACAACAUGCCAAUGCUUUGGCUGCUGCAAUUCCUAAAACCAAAGAUGGUGCUCGAUUUCAAAUGAAAUUAGUUCAAGAUCAAUUGGCACCUCUCAUUAUGUUCUUGCUACAAUGGAUAGAUUCUUCAUGCACAUGUCUCUUGCCUAGAUACUUGAACCUUUUCAAUGUUAUCAUCUAUAAGGUAUAUACCGAUGGAAGACCAAAGAUAUCUAGACACGGGAGGAAGGCAACUGUGAGUGACUUUUAUGCCAUCAUACUACCGUCUCUUAGAAGGCUACAUUAUGACUUGGUGGAGUUGGAUAAUGGGCCUAAAGAAGAGAGCUCGGUAUUGGAGAUCUCGGGCCAAAAGAAACUAGAAAAAGAUGAUGGCUUCACUAAUAUCGAUUUGGAACGAGAAGAUGAAUGUGGAAUUUGCUUAGAACCCUGCACAAAGAUAGUCUUGCCUAACUGUUGCCAUGCAAUGUGCAUCAACUGUUAUCGCGAUUGGAACUCAAGAUCAGCAUCGUGUCCGUUUUGUCGGGGUAACAUAAAGAGAGUACAGUCACGAGAUUUAUGGGUUCUCACGUGCAACGAUGAAGUUAUAGAUGCUGAUCUAGUUUCAAAAGAGGAUUUGGUGCGUUUCUAUUUAUACAUUAAUAAUCUCCCUAAAGAUUCUCCGGAUGCCCUUUUCUUCAUGUUCUACGAGUAUCUAAUAUGAGCUGAAGAAACUAGAGGAUUUAUUGUAUAGAGGGAGAUGAUCAAAAAACAUUAAAAAAAAAAAAAAGCCGACCCUUGAAAUGUAAAUAGAGGUUGGUUGUAAGUAUAUUUCCUUCAAAUUUGUUACAUGAAAAUAAAUACAAACUUGUUCAUUAUUAUGUGCUACUCUAUAACUUUCUACUGUACAACGUAGCUUAGCCCUCUGAAUAUCACAAUCCGGGGCGGGAUAAUAGGUUGGGGCCAGGCAUGGCUUGGCUACACAGCGGCAGACUUUUUCAUGAGCUGCUCAAACGGUGGAUUACAACACCCAUUAUUUAUGUAUUGAUCCGUCAUAUGAUAGUUCAUGGACUCAGUGGGAUGGAUCCCAUCCCAGCUUAUGUAUUGGCUUGGAUUGUCGCAUAUGGAUGUACCUGCAGAACCGCACAAGGACUGAAGAUUAAAGUUCAGGUUGUCUUGUGCUGCAGAAGCUCCACAGCAAGUUCUACGAGUUUCACGAAUCUUGCAUUUUGCAGCGUUGUUUACGAUAUUAUAAUAUGCUUUCCAAGAAUCUGCAUAUAUGAUUGUAACAUCUGGGAACAACUUUCUUAAUAUUUCUAAUUUGGCUUGCAA